Otolemur garnettii (small-eared galago) is the source of this 885-nucleotide messenger RNA. It is a transcript of the gene KCNK16, whose product is annotated as potassium two pore domain channel subfamily K member 16. Gene Ontology annotation, cellular component: membrane. The record is from RefSeq and is a predicted model, not a curated record. Gene Ontology annotation, biological process: potassium ion transmembrane transport; stabilization of membrane potential. The transcript has 5 exons. Bases 1 to 885 code for a protein of 294 amino acids. NCBI's taxonomy places the organism in Eukaryota, Metazoa, Chordata, Mammalia, Primates, Galagidae. Gene Ontology annotation, molecular function: potassium ion leak channel activity.
AUGCCCAGGACUGGGCUCUGUGGCUGCUGGGGUGGCCGGGCACUGCCCCUCCUGCUGGCCUACAUCAGCUACCUGCUGCUCGGGGCCACUGUCUUCCAGCUGCUGGAGAAGCAGGCGGAGGCCCAGUCCAGGCACGAAUUUCAAUUUGAAAAGCUGCGCUUCCUGGAGAACUACACCUGCCUGGACCAGCGGGCCCUGGAGCAGUUCGUGCAGGUCAUCAUGGAAGCCUGGGUGAAAGGCGUGAACCCCAAAGGCAACUCCACCAACCCCAGCAACUGGGACUUUGGCAGCAGUUUCUUCUUUGCAGGCACGGUCGUCACCACCAUAGGAUUUGGGAACCUGUCACCCAGCACAGAGGCAGGCCAGGUCUUCUGUGUCUUCUAUGCCCUGGUGGGCAUCCCGCUCAAUGUGGUCUUCCUCAACCACCUGGGCACAGGGCUGCGUGCCCACCUGGCCAUCCGUGAGAGGUGGGAGGACCAGCCCAGGCGCUCCCAGCAACUGCAGGUCCUGGGCCUGGCUCUCUUCCUGAUCCUGGGGACACUGGUCAUCCUCAUCUUCCCACCCUUGAUCUUCAGCCACGUGGAGGGCUGGAGCUUCAGCGAGGGCUUCUACUUUGCUUUCAUCACUCUCAGCACCAUUGGCUUUGGGGACUAUGUUGUCGGCACAGACCCCAGCAAGCAUUACGUCUCCAUGUACCGGAGCCUGACAGCUGUCUGGAUCCUCCUGGGCCUGGCCUGGCUGGCGCUGAUCCUCCCACUGGGCCCUCUGCUUCUGCACAGGUGCUCCCAGCUCUGGCUGCUCAGCAGGGGUCUUGGCCCCAAGGAUAAGUCAGCCCCUGACCCCAGUGGGCUUCCCAGACCUCAGAAAAUACCCAUCUCUGCAUGA